Molecule: messenger RNA, 303 nt
Organism: Loa loa (African eye worm)
Lineage: Eukaryota; Metazoa; Nematoda; Chromadorea; Rhabditida; Onchocercidae
Exons: 2
Coding region: 1-303 (100 amino acids)
Cellular component (GO): membrane
Molecular function (GO): hexosyltransferase activity
Source: RefSeq, a predicted model, not a curated record
AUGUUGAUAUGGCUUUGCUUCAUCGAUGAAUAUUGUCCGAAUGUGCAGUACAUCAUGAAAGUUGAUGAUGACGCUGUAGGCAAUAUAUUACAAAUGCUUAAUUUCCUGAACGAGCAUGUUAGAGCAGUAUACUUACUGGAAUCACAAAAGCAAAUCUUCUGUCGUGUCAUUUAUGAGCGACCAGUAUCACAAGAUAAGAAGUGGUAUGUAGCAAAGGGUCAAUUACCACCUAAAUAUUAUUCGAACUAUUGCGUAGGUAUGGCAAUUAUAUUCACCGGUGAUUUACCAAGCGUAUUGUUAUGA